Colletotrichum scovillei is the source of this 1166-nucleotide messenger RNA. Its product is annotated as telomerase reverse transcriptase. Bases 1 to 1029 code for a protein of 342 amino acids. NCBI's taxonomy places the organism in Eukaryota, Fungi, Ascomycota, Sordariomycetes, Glomerellales, Glomerellaceae. The transcript has 3 exons. The record is from RefSeq and is a predicted model, not a curated record.
AUGGAAACUCGGCAUGGCAGUGUCAUCAAAGUUGAGAAUAACCUUCGGGUUCUCCGCCGUCUCCGAGAGUUUUUCGUGGAAAAUGUGGCCGGGCAUCUCGACCCUCUCAGAGAUUCCCACGCCAAUGAGAUCCUGACGCACAUCAAAGGCUUUGCGGAGAAGUUGACAUUGGUAAUGGCAGAGAUCGAGGACUUGUUGGACAGGGCAUCAGCACUGGAUAAACUUGCGAGGAACAGAGAAGAAUACAUUCAACGGUUGCAAGCGCAUCACUCGACUCAGCAAAUGAAGACAAUCGCGGUGCUGACGGCGGAUGACUCGUCCGCGAUGAAGCAAUUGUCUUUCAUCGCCCUGAUAUUGUUACCAGUCACGGUCGUAUCGACGGUUCUCAGUACGGACAUUGUCAAGUUUCAGGACCUUUCGAACGAAAACGAGAAUGCCACCCGAGGCAAGUCCGAAGGCCCCAUUCCGAUGUACAGUUUUUCGGUGGCGGCCUUUGGCACAUGGGCGGUCGCCAGCGUACUCAUGACUAUCGCGACUUUGGUCAUUGUCAAGCCGGUAGGGAACGGUAGGAGGCAAGGCGGCGGCAGUGUAGACUGUGGGACGCACGAACCUCCCAUGGAGAAAACAAGGAGAUGUCGACUGAUAACACGAUUGUCUCAUGCGUGGAACAUUCGAGACAGGUUCGACUCAGCCGUAGACUCUUCGUCCAGCAAUGCCAGGCCCAGGCCACCGAGCCCGGCGACUUCGGCACUCGCGACUUCGAUCCACACGGCUCCGACAGUUUUCAAGACGGCAUCAAAGUCGCGAGGGGCUCCGAUGGUGGAUAUGGACACUCCCGUGCGUGCCGAGUCCUCUCAAACUUGGACGUCGAUGGGGUACUGGCUGGGGGGUGCUUGGAACACAAUGUGGCGGUCUGCAAAGGAUAAGCUGAACUUGACGGAGACGGCGACGACACCUCUACCACGAUGGGAUAGUCGAAGAGACGAGGGGCGAGAAGAUGAGCAGAAAUCGCGGGGAGAGGGUUCGUGAGUGCAUGGUGUCUUAGCAUGUUGGUUUAAGGCACAAGGUUAUCCGAAAGGUAAUGUAAGGUAGGGUCGCAUCGUCUAAGUGCUGGUUUCGGAGAAAUAGGAUCGGGCACGGCAGAUUGACACAUGCCAGAUCCCCUC